Molecule: messenger RNA, 228 nt
Organism: Trematosphaeria pertusa
Lineage: Eukaryota; Fungi; Ascomycota; Dothideomycetes; Pleosporales; Trematosphaeriaceae
Product: ubiquitin
Exons: 3
Biological process (GO): modification-dependent protein catabolic process; regulation of proteolysis; protein neddylation
Cellular component (GO): nucleus; cytoplasm
Molecular function (GO): protein tag activity; ubiquitin protein ligase binding
Source: RefSeq, a predicted model, not a curated record
AGAGUGCGAACGCUCACGGGCAAGGAGAUCGAGCUCGACAUCGAACCGGACUACAAGGUGUCCCGGAUAAAAGAGCGCGUCGAGGAGAAGGAGGGCAUUCCGCCCGCGCAGCAGCGAUUGAUCUACGGAGGGAAGCAGAUGGCCGACGACAAGACCGCCGCAGACUACAGCCUCGAAGGCGGUGCCACGCUCCACUUGGUACUUGCCCUACGCGGUGGUGGCCUAUAG